Messenger RNA from Micromonas pusilla CCMP1545, 2279 nucleotides. RefSeq lists its product as uncharacterized. Gene Ontology annotation, molecular function: RNA binding; helicase activity; ATP binding. Bases 7 to 2223 code for a protein of 738 amino acids. NCBI's taxonomy places the organism in Eukaryota, Viridiplantae, Chlorophyta, Mamiellophyceae, Mamiellales, Mamiellaceae. The record is from RefSeq and is a predicted model, not a curated record. The transcript has a single exon. Gene Ontology annotation, cellular component: intracellular anatomical structure.
GGAAGGAUGGCGUUCUGGAAACCCGGCGGCGCGAAGCCGAAGCAGACGCUCCCGCUCAGCGCGGAGGUGGAUCGCGGCGCGAUCGGCGACGGCGGGCGCCUCGUCGUGUUCAAUCGCAACGAGAACCUCGCGCUCGCGGCGCAGCGCGAGCGCUUGCCCAUCUUCAAGUGCCGCGACGCGAUCUUGUACCUCGUCGAGACGCGCGCGACGACCGUGCUCGUGGGGCAGACGGGAUGCGGGAAGACGACGCAGGUGCCGCAGUAUCUCGUGGAAUCGGGAUGGACCGCGAACGGGCGCCUCGUCGCGUGCACGCAGCCGCGCCGGGUCGCGGCGCAGACCAUCGCCGCGCGCGUCGCGGAGGAGAUGGGCGUGACCCUGGGCGAGGAGGUUGGCUACGCGGUGCGAUUCGAGAACGUCUCCACCCCGGGCGUGACGCGAAUUCGAUUCUGCACCGACGGCGUCUUGCUCAGAGAGCUCAUGAACGACCCGCUCCUCUCGCGGUACUCCGUCGUCAUGGUCGACGAAGCGCACGAGCGAUCGCUCGCGACGGACUUGUUGUUGGGGCUGCUGAAGAAAGUGCAGCGCGUCCGGCCAGACUUGAGGGUGAUCAUCGCGAGCGCGACGAUCCAGGCGGAGGACUUUAAAAAGUUUUUCGACCAGCGGCGUAUAGCGCCGAAGUCCGUCGCGACCGGCGGCGUCGGCGGCGGCGAGAACGUCGCGGACGAACCCUCGCGCGAACCCGGCGUGAUAUCCGUGGAAGGGAGAGCGCACUCGGUGCUGAUACACUACCUCGAGCAGCCGACGCCGGAUUACGUCCAAGCGGCGGUGGAGGCGGCGCUGGAGAUUCACAGGAGCGAAGGCCCCGGGGACGUCCUCGUGUUCCUCACCGGCGAGGAAGAGAUCGAGUCCGCGGUGAAGCUCCUGAACGAGGAAGCGACCGGACACGACGCGCGAAAGAUGCUCGGCGACGUCGGCGGCGGGAACGGCGCUGGCGGCCCGAUUCGCUUCACGGCGCACCCGCUCUACGCCGGGCUCUCCCCGGGGGUGCAGCUGGAGGCGUUCCGACCGGCGCCGAGGUACACGAGGAAGAUCGUCGUCGCGUCGAACGUCGCGGAGACGUCCGUCACGAUCGAGGGCGUCGUCUACGUCGUGGACUGCUGCUUCGUGAAACAGAAGGCGUAUCACCCGGAACGCGGGAUGGAAUCGCUUCUCACCGCGGAGGCGUCGCAGGCGAGCGCGAAUCAACGCGCGGGGCGCGCCGGGCGCGUGCGUCCGGGGAAGUGCUUCCGGUUGUGCACGGAGAAGGCGUUCUCCACGAUGCCGGAGAUGAGCCCGCCGGAGAUGAUCAGGUCCGACCUCGCGUCCACGGUGCUGCAGUUGAAAGCGCUCGGGAUCGACAACAUCAUGAAUUUCGAGUGGCUCUCGCCGCCGCCGGCGGCGAACAUGAUCAAAGCGUUGGAACUCUUGUACGCGCUGCAAGCCUUGGACGACGACGCGAAGCUCACGAAGCCGUUGGGGAUGCACCUCGCGGAGCUACCGUUGGAGCCGCAGCUCGGAAAGGCGCUCCUCGUGAGCGGGGAGCUGCGAUGCGUCGAGGAGAUGCUCACGGUGGCGGCGUACCUUCAGGUGAAUUCCGUGUGGGUCUCCAGCCGCGGGAGGCAAAAACUCUUGGACGAAGUCAAAGAGCGCUUCGCCGUCGCGGAAGGCGACGCGGUCACGGCGCUGAACAUCCACGCGGCGUACUGCAAGGCAGGCGGCGUCCACGGCGGCGGGAGGGCGCGCGCGUUCGCGGAGAAGAACAUGCUGUCGCACAGGGCGCUGGUGCGCGCGGCGGACAUCCGUGCGCAGCUCUCCAGGCACGUCCAACGGAUCGGUCUCGUGAGCUCGUCCUCGGGCAGGGAUUCCGCGCCGCUGCGUAGGGCGAUGACCGCGGGGUACUUCGCGAACGCGGCGACGCUCGCGCCGCACGGAGGCGGCGCCGAGGGCGCGGCGUUUCGAUCGGUGAGAGGCGGCGCGACGUUGUUUAUUCACCCGGGGAGCGUGUUGUUCCGCGCGCGGCCCACGUGCGUCGUCUUCGCGCAAGCCGUGCGGACGAAACGGGAGUACAUGCGAGACGUCACCGCGAUCGACCCGGAGUGGUUGCCCGAGCUCGCGCCGCACUUUUACGCGAGCAGGCAGAAGAGCGGGUUCGAGAGGCCCGCGGACGCGGGGAUGAUGUUGUAGUCACUUUAGGAUUUUAGCGCGCGGUCGCGUGAAUGCGACAUACUUCCGUAGGUGGG